GCGCAGCCCGCAGGCCACGGGUGCCCCACGCUGGACUGGCGGGGCGGGGCCAGGGCGCGGUCUCCCGGGUGACGCCAAACGGAGGAGGUGGGCUGGGCGGGGUUCCGGCUCCCUGGCUCCAUGGCCGGGAGCGGCUGUCCCCGAGCAUCUUCCCGGAGCGAAGCUGAAGAGAAUGCGCCAGCGGGCUUUGGCGGUGACCUGAGCCUCAAUGAGGGGCUGCGGCGCACCAAAGCUCAGCCUCGGGAGUUUCCAUCGCUGUGGGAGACGGUGCAAGAGCAAGUUCCGCUCCCGGAGCGGCCUGAAGUGAAGAGGAUUCUGGGGGAGGCUGCGGUGGACCUGAGCCUGGAGCUGCGGGCGGAGGUGGCGGCGCUACGGGCACUGCUCCGAGAGGCCUGGUCCACCCAAGUCCCCAGCUCCCACGGCCUCUCCGAUCCCUCCUCCCUUCUGGCACCACCACCCCACCUAAGGGACCUUAUACGCCAGGAACUCCGGCAGUUGCUCCAAGGUCUCCGCCAAAAGGCCAUUCGCGAGGGAAGGGACCAGGCUGAGGCAUGGGCCCAUUAUAGCCCUAGGGUCCUUCACUUUGCCUUGGAGGAGUCCAGGCCGGAUUUGCCAGAACAGAGAUUCCAGAAGACAGCUGGUGAACCCAGCAGCAGUCACUGGGACCUCAGUGUCAUUAAGGACCAGCUGCGUGUGUCCCUCAUUGACCAAGUUGCUGGACAGCUGAGGGGCCUCCUGGAGGAGGAAUGUCGCACCUUGGAGAGGGAGAUCUCCAACCUGCAGGCUGCUGGGCCACUGACCCUCCUCUUCCUGCAGCACUGCCUAGAAGUGGAGUACACUCAGGCUCCUCAGUCUUCCAAGGCAGCCACUGAGCCCACCCUGGCAGAGCUAAAGGAACAAAAGAAAGCCAUGGAACAGGAGCUGCAGGCCCCUCUGGGACCUUCCUGUGUCUCCAGCAAACAGAGGCAACAGCCCUUGGAUCUUAGACCCUUUCCUUGCCUCCAAGGGGCUGCUGGAACUUGGGCCAGACCUCCCCAAGGCUACCUACCUACACCUCCUUUGGAGAAGCGCCCCCAGCAUAGAGGCCGGGCCUCCAUCCACUGCUGGGGACGGCAGAUUCGGUGCAGCCCCAGGGAAAGGUCAGCUCCCUCAGCAGUGUCCAGUGCUGCACAUCAGGCCUCAACCUGAAGUAGGCUUCUGUUUCUGCUGAAACUUGCCUCAUCUGCUGCUGCUACCUCUUAGCUGCCAUGGCUCUGCCAGCUUCAGGUCCAGUCCGGUGUGAGCUCUCAACAGAACCUAAAGGCUGUUUGGAUGUCUGAUCCUUGCCCGCCACCUUGUCAGUCCCUCAUUCUAGGGCUGAGUGUCCAGAUAUCUGUCAAAGCCUUCAGCCUUUCUCCUCCCAGCCCACCACAAAUGCUUGGCUCACGGAGAUCCCAUCCCAGUCCUGACUUUUGUCCCCCAGGGGACCCAGACAAAGCACAGCAGCAGCUCAGACAGGAAUAGAAAUUUCAUUAAAAUCUAUGGACUUUAAAA
Cavia porcellus (domestic guinea pig) is the source of this 1533-nucleotide messenger RNA. It is a transcript of the gene Ccdc24, whose product is annotated as coiled-coil domain containing 24. The record is from RefSeq and is a predicted model, not a curated record. NCBI's taxonomy places the organism in Eukaryota, Metazoa, Chordata, Mammalia, Rodentia, Caviidae. Bases 121 to 1188 code for a protein of 355 amino acids. The transcript is spliced from 9 exons.